Molecule: messenger RNA, 696 nt
Organism: Prorocentrum cordatum
Lineage: Eukaryota; Dinophyceae; Prorocentrales; Prorocentraceae
Source: the annotation of a GenBank genome assembly
AUGUCGUCCAGCUCCCCGUCCAUGAGCUUUGCCAGCGAGAGCUUGAUUGGUUCCACUUUCGCAGGGGCCUGUCCGCUGACCCCCGCAGCCACUUCUGCCACAGCGACCCUGUACUCGUUCUCGGCCGAGUCCAGCUCCGACACCAGCUCGGAGACCAGAGCCUUCUGCGUCUCCACCUGCUCCAGCAGGUUUGCCAGCACCGCGUUCUCAGCCUCGAGCUUCCCCUUCGUCUUGCGCAGCCGAGCGUGCGCCUUGUUGGCCCUGAGCUGCGCGGGCUUUUUGUCCUCCGAGCCCUUGUCGGCCUGCUCCAGCAGCUGCUUGUACUUCGCCGCCGUCGCUUUGUCACCUGAUCUCUCCGCCAUGGUGACCAUCGAACGCAGCUCGUCCCUGGAAAGGGCCGUGGGCGCCUCAGGUCUGGGACGUGCGAUCCAGCAGCACCACCAGUCCUGCCAGCACCCCCACGAGGCGUAUCACGCGGGCGAGGGCGGCCUAUGGACGGACGCCCCGCAGGACGAGAAGGCGGCACCGCCCUCAGUGGCGUUCGGGCCUUUCGCGGCGGCCGCGCGGCGGGGCACGAAGCGCGCCCACGGGGCCGGGGCCGCCGACAAGGCCGCCGCCGCGCCGAGGAAGCAGCCGCGGGGUGCCGCCAGGGCCGCAGCCGCGGGCCGCCGCGGCGCGAUGGGCACCGGCAGCUGA